GAGAGAGAGAGAGAGAUUCAGAAAGAAAAAAAAGUUACAAGAAUAGACAAGGUAUUUGACAUGACUAGGGAUGGAAAGAGAAACAUUGUGAGGCAGAUUAUGAUUGUGGGGGGAAAGCAGAAAUGGUGCUUUUCAUUACUCUGGGGUAUACAUAGCACUGAUCUUGGCCAUACUUUCCAGAGCCAGCUUGCUUGGAGAACAAUUUAUUGAGACAAGGAGGUAGUAGAUUGCCACUUUCUUCUUACAGGAUAGUUGGGCAUUUCAUUGGACCUUGGGAGCCAUUGUGUGUAAGUAGUCUGGGCCGGGGGGGUUCCUGUAUGGGGACAAGAGAAUGGUGCUGUGUCCUGUUUGGGAGGAUAUUGCUCUCUAUAUGGAGGGACUUAGGGGUCCCUGUAUGUGGAGAAUGUGGGCUUCGGGAAUCAUUCUUGUGUUUUGUGUUCAGUUUCAGGGUGGAACUGAGCCUUGAGGAUUUGGGGAAUCAUUCUUUGUGUUGUAUUGGGAAAGGGGAGAAGAUAGACUUCAAUGCAUUGUAAUAUGAAAUCUUUUCCAUAAGGAGGAAUAGGACAAAGUUGUCCAGCUGCUCUUGGGCUACAUAGAGAGAGGAAGGUCACUUCCGGAUAUUAUGAAAGGACACUGAGUCCCUAGGGCUGUAUCCUAGCCCAAAAGAGUCCACUUGACCUCUACAGUUGGCCUUCUCCUGGUCUCAUUUCACUAAAAGAAGGUUCGGGAUGGGGAGCCCAUCUUUCUGGGCUGUCCGUGGCCUGCUGCUCCAGCUGUUACUGCUCUGGGCCUGGGGGCAAGGAGCCCAGGACGGUGAAGAAGUGAUCCGAAUUCAGAAGGUGACCCAUGGCACUGUGCGGGCAGGACUGGCGGAGCUGGUGGCCCUACCUUGCCUCUUUGUCCUCCGACACCCACAGGAGCCUGGCCCUCCACACGAUCCAGCUCGGGUCAAGUGGACCAAGGUUCGAGCUGCCUCAGGCCAGAGGUUGGAAGUACCGGUUCUGGUGGCCAAGGACAAUGUGGUGAAGGUGGCCCGUGGCUGGCAGGGCCGGGUGACGCUGCCCGGGUACCCCCAGAACCGUUCCAAUGCGACGCUCGUGCUUGGGCCCCUGCGGGCCAGUGAUGCUGGUCUCUACCGCUGUGAGGUCGUGACUGGCAUUGAGGAUGAACAGGACCUGCUGCCUCUGGAAGUAACUGGUGUUGUAUUCCACUAUCGGUCUUCCCUGGGCCGCUAUACCUUGAGCUUCCAAGCAGCUCGAGAAGCCUGCCGUCGCAAUUCUGCCGUCAUCGCUGCCCCCCGACACCUGCAGGCGGCCUUCGAGGAUGGCUAUGACAAUUGUGAUGCUGGCUGGCUGGCUGACCGCAGUGUCCGGUAUCCCAUCACAUUGUCACGGCCUGGUUGUUAUGGAGACCGGAACAGCCUACCAGGGGUCCGUAGCUACGGCCGACGAGAUCCUCAUGAGCACUAUGAUGUUUAUUGUUUUGCUCGGGAACUGAGAGGAGAAGUCUUCUAUGUCUCCCCACCCAGCCGACUCACGCUGUGGGGAGCUCGGGCUCAGUGCCAGAGCCAGGGAGCAGUUCUGGCCACUGUGGGUCACCUCUACUUGGCCUGGCAGGAGGGCCUGGACCAGUGCGACCCAGGCUGGCUGGCAGAUGGCAGCGUUCGUUAUCCCAUCCAGACCCCCCGGCGACGCUGUGGCGGGGAGGCUCCUGGGGUCCGGACCCUCUACAACUUCUCCAACCGCACUGGCUUUCCUGAGCCUUCAGUCAAAUUUGAUGCCUACUGCUACCGAGCCCAUCAUCCCACAUCACCACCCAGGUACCAAGAUAACCCUGCUGCUGAUGGGAAAGAUCUCGAGGCUCUGUCUGCAGAGGACCUGCCCGUCACAGGCCAUGAGAACGUCUUGCCCCUAGACUCCCAGGAGCCUCUAGUGUUCAGUGGGGUCCCUGCUGAGGAACAGUCCCAGGACUCCUCCCUGCUUCUCAAUGAGGCUGGGUCUGGAAAAGCAGGGGGGACCCCAGUUCCAUUCCCUGUGACGCCUUCCUUGGUCAGCACCAGGUCUCAGGAGCCGGAGCUGACCAGACAGGAUGACCCAUGGAUGAAUAUGGUAGACAGAACACCUGUGCCCGAAGGUUUCCAAAUAGAGGGCACAGGAGCCCAACACUCAGCAGGAGGAAAGACAGAAGGUGUCACCUCAAACCCCAGAUUCGCAGAGGACCUUAAAACCAAGGGGACUCUGGCAUCCGUCACUGAAAUGACUGUGGCAUCUGAUGCCCAACCCGUGAGCAGCACUGCGGCGGCUCCAGUGGGCACCACAGCCAGGAGGAGGGGUCUGAAUGGGCGGUACUUCCAGCAGCAGCUUCUGGAACAAGCAACUGCCAGGAUGGGAUGGGGCGUCAGGACAGGCACAAGCCCCACUGCCCCAGGCACUAAGGAGGCUGGGAACCACGUGGAGUUGCCCCUGAUCACAGCCACUGGGCCCAUGCUGGGCCCUCAGAGCACUCUGUCCAAUGAGGUGGACAGACCCCACUCUAGCUCUUCAGGAAUCCAGAGAGAGGGGGGUCAACGGAGUCCCAACUCUGGGCCAUCACCAGCCCCCAAGAAUAAAGAUGAUGCUUUUCCUGAAAGUCAGGAGAGUGUCUGGGACCCCGAACAGGGAACCUCAGGUCCCAACAAUGAUCCCCACUCCAGCCUGGAGCCAGGACACCAUGAGGAUUCUUCAGGGGAGGCCCAUGGUGAUAGGGAUCUGCCUGUCCUGGCCAUGCUCCGGGCCCCCAAACCACCCUUUAUGUCUCUGCCCACACCAACCCUGGACACUUCUUCCCCUGUCAGUGUCAGAGACGACGUGGGGCUGUCUCUGUAUGGUGGAACCACAGUUGCCCCAGAAAUACCCCACAGUCCUUUUUCCCCCUAUACUGACUGGCCACUUAAAGGGACAAACAUCAUAGAAGGGACUGAGAUUACACCAGAGAUAAAUGGGACAGAGCCACCUGCACCAAGCACAUUCCUAGCCCCAGUCCCCUCCCUCACUCUAGGGUGGGACAGCAAGCAGCUUGAGCAAGGUCAAGGGGUUAGCCCAACUGAAUAUACUGGAUCCCCCACAACCACGGAGUUAGGGACUCCCUUACCAAAUGGAGACGACAUCCCAUCCCCAAGUCCAGGAUCCGGCCUAUUGUUGCAUCAGAACUCAAGUGCCGAGGCUUGGGAGGAGUCUAAAGGAAUGGAGAAGUUUGAUUUCUACACACCCAUUCCUUCUCCCACUCUAGUCCUAGGAAACCAGAGCCUGCAGCCCGGGUCUGAGCCUGAAGAAGUGGCCAGGACUGGUGAGCUAGCAACCUCCUCACCCCAGCCAGCGUCUGAAGCUGGGCAAUCCCCUGGGCUGUCCUCCAGCACCACGGAUGCAACCAGUACUGCCUCUCCCCCGGACAGCAGCCCCUUGGGAGAGGUCGCCUUUUCGUCCUGGACACCAGGAGCCUCAACCCUGGCCAAGAAUGACUGGGCCACCCCAGCCACCCCAGAACCAGAGGGAGAGGACAUCUCCGGAGAGGGGCAGAAGGGGGCUUCGUGGGAGACCUCCCAGACCCAGGUUCCCUUAUUGCCCGACCUACUGGAAGAAAGAGAGCCAACCAGAGAUACUGCCCUUCAAAUGCAAAGGCACAAUCUUCAGGUCCUAGAGAUUCCCGACCCCCAGGAGGGUGGCCCAAGCUCUGCUUUGGAUGCAGGGUCUCAGGCUCUCGGUGAGACUGGGAGUGGAGAGGAGUCAUCGAUAAUAGGGGAACUGGAAAGCGGAUCCUGGGCUGGGGAGAGCAACCGGAGCAGUGAGGAAGUUCCAGCUGAUCCUUGUGAAAACAACCCCUGUCUUCAUGGAGGAACGUGUCAAGCCAAUCAUACCACCUAUGGCUGCAGCUGUGACCAGGGCUUCACGGGGGAGAAUUGUGAGAUUGAUAUUGAUGACUGCCUGUCAAGCCCUUGCCUAAAUGGGGGUACUUGUAUUGAUGAAGUCAACUCCUUCAUUUGCCUGUGCCUGCCCAGCUAUGGCGGGAGCCUCUGUGACAAAGACACAGAAGGCUGUGACCACAGCUGGCACAAAUUCCAGGGACACUGUUAUCGAUACUUUGCCCACCGCCGAGCCUGGGAGGAUGCAGAGAGGGACUGCCGCCGCCGGGCUGGCCAUCUCACCAGCAUCCACUCCCCCGAAGAACACAGCUUUAUCAAUAGCUUUGGCCAUGAAAACACCUGGAUUGGAUUGAAUGACCGGAUUGUGGAGCAGGAUUUCCAGUGGACAGACAAUACAGCCCUGCAAUAUGAAAACUGGCGGGAGAAGCAGCCAGAUAACUUCUUUGCAGGUGGGGAGGACUGCGUGGUGAUGGUGGCCCAUGAGAGUGGUCGCUGGAAUGACGUCCCUUGUAACUACAACCUUCCCUACGUCUGUAAGAAAGGCACAGUGCUUUGUGGCCCCCCUCCAGCGGUGGAGAACGCCUCGCCGGUCGGCCCUCGGAAGGCCAAGUACAGUAUCCACUCGAGUGUGCGCUACCAGUGUGACCAGGGCUUCACGCAGCACCACGUGGCCACCAUCAAGUGUCACAGCAAUGGAAAGUGGGACCGGCCCAAAAUUGUCUGCACCAAACCUCGUAGGUCACACCGCCUACGGCGCCAUCACCACCACCACCAGCAGCAUCACCACCAGCAUCAUCACCAUAAAUCCCACAAGGAACGGAGAAAACACAAGAAGCAUCCCAAGAUGGACUGGGAGAAGGAGGAGGAAGACAACUUCUGCUGAAGGGCUAAGGCAUAAGAAGCACAACCCCAAUUCCCACUCUGACAGAACCCUCUCUCUUUCCCAAUCUCCUUUGUAAAAAGCCCUCUCCAUCCCUGUUUCUCAAUCCCACAAGGUUCUCCCAUGUAUUUGAAACAUGGUCUGAUCUACAACAGACCUCUGGUGUAAUGUCCUAAUCAAAAGAAGAACAAUCAGAAAGGGUAUAUUAUGCUUUGGUUUAACCUUCUAUUCACAAGGCUGAUUGUUUAUUUGUAGUAAGGGAAUUUGGCACAUGAAAAUACAUUUGAAUUUACUUUCAAGAAUUUUUUUUCCCACUGGGGAACCAAGAAUAGCUAAAGCACUAUUGUGCCAGUGGCCUAGUCAGAGCUGAAACUUUACCUAAAAUGAUUAUUCUUGAGAAUAGAGGGAUGACAAAACUGUGUACAUGACUUUGAUUGUUCUCCCUCAUCAUGGACAUUAACUGUUAGAUUUUUAUGACAUGACAGACACACAUCUGCACACCUACAUGUGUGUGCAUCUUAUUUUGGUCUGAAUAUAAGAUUCAACAGUUUUUUAAUCACAACCUCUCCAUUCUUGUAGUAUACCACUAUCCAUAUCCAUACCUACUCAGUUACUCAAAAACGCUUAACCUUUAACUAGGAUGGGACAAUACUUUUAGAAUGUUAUGGGAGUGGGGUCAAUUUAUAGUCAGGGUUGACCUAUAUUCAGAGCAAUAUGACAGGUGAUGGAAGGAGGUUGGAUUAGACGGACUUUAAAGUCCCUUCCAACUCUGAGAUUCUAAAACUCGGAUACUAAAAUUCUGUGACAUGUAAAGAUUCUGUGAUUCUGAGAUUCUCCAGAUCUAUGAUUCUGAGAUUAUCUGAUUCUCAGAUUCUGUGAUUGGGAGAAUCUAUUAUUCAUAUUAUCUAAGAAUCUCUGAUUCUAAGGUUCUGUGAUUCUGAGUUUUUAUGAUUCUAUGAUUCUAAGACCCUUUCCUUGGCAGGAUAACAGGAUGACUUGGACUGGCAAGGCUCUGAUUCCUUCAUACCUCUUGUCUUCAAAAUGCCAGGCCUAGGGGAUCUGGACAGCUAGCCAGGCCUUGAAGCUCCUUGCCAGUCUGAGGAGGGGGCCAGUUUGUCUACACCUCUACCCCCAUUCCUCCAUAGCUCAGGCAUUAAUAGUCUCCCAGACUAUAUCUUCACCCUAGGCCCUUCCUUAUCUCCUCUCUAGCCAUUCCCCAUUCCCCACCCCACAACUCUCUCUCCAAAUUCUCCCUCCCACCCUGUGCCCAUUUCCAGCGGCUGGCUGGUUGAAUAGAAAUGCAUAAAACUCAAAGUAGCAACACCCAUCUGUGAUCGUAUUGUAGAAAGGUUUGCAGUAUUAAAAAAAAAAACCCCACAAACACACACACACUUUUUUAAAAACAGGUUUUUUGUUUGUUUUUUAAAACAAAGAUGUGAGAAAGAAUGAGUGUUUCUCCCAGUCCAGAGAAGCCCUUUCCCUUCCCAGACCCCGUUCCUGUUUUUAGCUCAGAACCAUAACAAGCAGAACAGUGAAUUAUACCCAGUGUGAAGUGACAAGUCUUAGUACCACAGUCUGAGACAUAGUCCUCGUUGAGCCUAGUGGAGUCAGUGGAGGACAAGCCCAGUCUGCUGCCUGAGUCCCAGACAAUACAGGGUAUAUUAUGGCUGAAAGACCAAACAUAGGAUCAUCGCCCUAAGCUGAUAAGAACAAGGAGCAAAUCCAGUAUUCUGGGUUCUGUAUAUAUUUCCUAGUUUAAAAAAAAUCAUUUUUUAAAAAUUGUAAAUGAAAGAGUAGGCUUUGAUCAUAAGUUUUAAUAGGGGGAAAGUUUCAACUGAGCCUGAGUUCCUACUGUGACAAUUUAAACAAUGUUUUUUAUCACAGGUGGCAAUAGGCUCUCAGGAAGAUGGGGCAUUUGUUAAACGAUGGGGGGAAUGCAGAAGGGAUGGGGGUCAUGAUACUUAGCACUAAGGGGAGACAAAGAAAAAUAAGACAUAGUCCCCACUUCUGAAACUUGACAAUAGAUGUUCAAACAGGACCCUGAUUUGGAAUUUUUCUCUUUAUUUUUUCCUGCUAUGGACAUGAACUGUCGUUCAGUUUCUAAAGUGGUCCUAUCGAGCCACAGUCUGGUGCUGGUUUUGUCCUUUUCUUCCAGGAGAGUCCAUAAGUUUCCAUUCAAAGCCUUUUCUACAUUUAAAUGAAGCCGGGAAAAGAUAUUCAUAAUUAUUUGCCUACCCAUCUUCCCUUUCUCUUUGGACUCACUGUAACUUUGGUCUCUUCUUAGUCUCUGGUUUUUCUGCUUCCAUCUCAUGGCCCCCUCCCCGGCUGGGGGAAAUCUCUCUCUCUUUUUUUCCCCUCAACGGGGUUGUUUAUUAUCUUUGUAUGUGGAUGCGUGGGUGUGCUGUGUGCGUGUGUUUGAAAAGCUUUGGACUCAGCUGGUUUUGCUGUGACUACAGUGUUCCGUAGGCCUGUGGUAUCUGACACUGUGCAUUGGUGUGCUCUCUUGGACAUUUUAAUAAAUUUUUUUAACAGUUCAA
Molecule: messenger RNA, 7315 nt
Organism: Antechinus flavipes (yellow-footed antechinus)
Lineage: Eukaryota; Metazoa; Chordata; Mammalia; Dasyuromorphia; Dasyuridae
Gene: NCAN
Product: neurocan
Exons: 16
Coding region: 729-4781 (1350 amino acids)
Biological process (GO): cell adhesion
Molecular function (GO): calcium ion binding; hyaluronic acid binding
Source: RefSeq, a predicted model, not a curated record